Lingula anatina is the source of this 1165-nucleotide messenger RNA. Its product is annotated as DBH-like monooxygenase protein 1 homolog. Lineage: Eukaryota; Metazoa; Brachiopoda; Lingulata; Lingulida; Lingulidae. The record is from RefSeq and is a predicted model, not a curated record. Gene Ontology annotation, molecular function: copper ion binding; dopamine beta-monooxygenase activity.
GUCCCAAGCGAUGAAGUGUACCACGCGGUUGCCUUUGAGCCAAUCAUCGCCAACAAGGACGUCAUGCAUCACAUGAUCUUAUUUGCAUGCGGAGAUGACGUAACAGCCGGAGACCCACACCUAUGCGGGGCAGAGGACUUGAAAUGCGAGACCUGGCUAACAGUGUGGACGGUGGGGUUGGAGGGACAGAUCUGUACCCACCACAACACGGGGGCCAAGUUUGGCCGGGGCAGUAUGAGACACAUGUCGCUUCAGAUCCACUGGAACAACCCGGACCUCAGAGGCGACUACGUAGACAGUUCCGGAAUGCGAAUUUACUACACUCCUCGACUGCGCAAGUACGACCUUGGGAACGUCCAAUUUGGUCAGAACUACUUGGCGAUCCCUCCGCUGUCACGUGACUACGAGCAGCACGGCGGCUGUACGCCUUACUGCACGAAGAAAAGACUCCCACACCCAAUUUAUUUAACCCGAACAUACUUACAUAUGCAUCAUUUGGCCACGGCAGGCGCCAUGGAGCAGUACCGCAACGGCAAACUUAUCCGCGUGAUCGCUUUAGACCCCGAAUACCAGUACGUGACCCCGCCCAUCCACGUCCACGACCCCGCGGUGGAGAUUCUCCCCGGAGACGAGGUCCUUGUGCGGUGCUGGUACAACACGCUGGACGGAGACCGGAGGCGGUAUAACACUACUUUGUUUGGGCUUGGUACAGAUGCAGAGAUGUGCUACGCUUUCGUCAGCUACUUUCCCGCCGUGCCUCGUUUUGACCAAUGCGCACAGUUUCAAAGUUUAGAAACUGGAGAAUGUGCGAGGAAGACGGGACGAAUAGGCGAAUGCGACGUGGCCUCGUUUUUAAACCUAGUCAGUUCAACAUUAUCCAAUGAGAUUCUCGCAAACUGUCACCUGUCGAGAGUAUGCCACGCCCAGUGUUAUCUGCCGCUACAGGAACUCUUCAAUCACGUAUGCAUGAAGGGUCCACUUGCCAUGUAUUUCACGCAGAACCAGCUGAUGAGCGUGCCGGCUUGGCCGAGGAUUGUGAAUAUUUAUAACCACGCCAGAACUAAAUGCUAGAGGGCAGCAGGGGCUCUAGGAUUCCCUUCCCCACCAAAUGAAAAUAAUAAUUGAAAACUUAAACGAUGACUGAGCGUUUAACCAUUUUAUGUAU